Molecule: messenger RNA, 1029 nt
Organism: Naegleria gruberi
Lineage: Eukaryota; Heterolobosea; Eutetramitea; Acrasida; Naegleriidae
Exons: 1
Coding region: 1-1029 (342 amino acids)
Source: RefSeq, a predicted model, not a curated record
AUGCCUCACUAUGUAACAGUACAAGAUGAUGCUAUCGAUCUACGAUUGCAAUUUAUUAACGAAUUUCAAAGGAGAAUCAGGAAACAUUGUGGAAAGAUUAUUAAAACUAUCGGAGAGCCUUUAGAGUUGGAGAAGAAAAUUAAUGAUGGAGGGAAUAAUACAUCAAGUAUGGAACGGAUUGAAAUAUUGGCCAAGAGAUUGGAGAAUCUUUAUAGAGAAAAAAUCAUUUACGAGAGGAAAAAACAAGAAAAUUGUCCAGCCUUUGAAAUUAUUGCAAAUAUUCAUCAUGAUGGAAAUGAUGAUAAUAAUAAUUAUAGAAAACAAGCUAUCAAGUUAUUUAAAACAGAAUAUAAAAAGAGAGUACUAGCGGAAAGAGAGGAGAAUGAAAGAAUUCGAAGGAAGGAGACUUUGAUUGAAAAGUUAAAGAAGGUUGAAUAUUAUGAGAGGAAGAAUCAACAAAUGAAAUGGUCUUCACUCUAUUCAGGAGUGGAAGGUGAUGAGGAAAAGCAAAAUGGAUUCUUGGAUUUGGAAAAUGUUGAAAAGGAAAUUAGUGCUCUAGUUAACAAGUACAAUGAUAUUUAUCAUAACAAGAAAACAAAGAAGACUAGAACUAAAUUUUAUUGGAAUGAGCCAGUGAUGGUAAAUCAAACAAUUCAACCAGAAUUCUCUAUUGAGCCGGAAGAUGUUCAAACAGAUACUUUUGAAAAGACAUUACCUUCUCUGUUCAAGGUUGGAGAAAAUCAAUUCACUGCCCCAACUGUUGUGAGUUCUUCCAAUUUUUUGGAAGAUAGUGAAAUGCAGAUAGAUACUAUCAUGCUUCACUCUUGUCUAGAAUUGAAAUAUUUGAAAAAACUAAGACAAGUUAAUACAGACAGCAAGAAGGAAGUCGCAGAUGAUACAUUCGUUUACGGUUCAAGCUUUAUUCGCUUUCCUCUUGAUUCAGAUAAUACAAAAGAGGAACCAAAAGCCAUCAAGUUCAGUACCAAGGUGCAAAAAAUCAGGGAGGCCAUUAUGAGCAAUAAAAACUGA